GACCUCUUUAUAUUUGACGUCAUUCCUUCUCGAGAAAGAAAGAAGAUCCAAAAAGGAAAGGAAGGAACGAUAGAGAGUCACGGGCUCGUUUCUCCAUCCUUCUUCGUAUUAUAAAAUCCAUCUGUGCCCAGAAUCGAAAUCCCAUUUUUAUUUUUUCAUCAUCUUUUAUUCGAUUGAAUCGUUUCUUUGAUCUCUCGUGUUAUCGACAUAAAUUUGAUUUAGAACUUCAAAUUUGAUACGGAUAUACGAUGUCAUAUGCUUAUCUCUUCAAGUACAUCAUCAUCGGUGACACAGGUGUUGGGAAAUCCUGUCUCCUUCUGCAAUUCACCGACAAACGCUUUCAGCCAGUUCAUGACUUGACUAUUGGUGUUGAAUUUGGGGCUAGAAUGGUUACAAUUGAUGGAAAACCUAUAAAACUACAGAUUUGGGACACGGCUGGUCAAGAGUCAUUCAGAUCUAUUACUAGGUCUUACUACAGAGGGGCUGCAGGGGCACUACUAGUUUAUGACAUCACAAGGCGGGAAACUUUUAACCACCUUGCAAGUUGGUUGGAGGAUGCAAGGCAGCACGCAAAUGCUAACAUGACCAUAAUGUUGAUAGGAAAUAAGAGCGAUCUGGCUCACAGAAGAGCAGUCAGCACAGAAGAAGGGGAGCAAUUUGCAAAGGAACAUGGCUUGAUCUUUAUGGAGGCCUCUGCCAAGACUGCUCAGAAUGUUGAGGAGGCAUUUAUAAGAACUGCUUCCAUGAUCUAUAAGAAGAUUCAGGAUGGUGCCUUUGAUGUAUCAAAUGAGUCUUUUGGAAUCAAAGUUGGAUAUGGCGGAAUCCCGGGACCGUCAGCUGGAAGAGAUGGGGCUACUUCCCAAGGAGGAUCUUGCUGCGGUUGAGUGGGAAUUGAUUCUAUAAACAGAUCUUGUGAAGGUUGUUUGUUCUAGUUUUAUGCAUUGGUUUUUAGAGUGUCUUACUAUCCCAAGAUUAUUUCCUAUUUGGUUUUCUUAAUUAUGAAAUGUGUAAAAACAGUAAAAAUGAUAACAUUAAAUACGUUUGUACAUCCUGACUUUUAUUUC
Olea europaea var. sylvestris is the source of this 1064-nucleotide messenger RNA. RefSeq names its product ras-related protein RABB1c. Gene Ontology annotation, cellular component: Golgi apparatus. Bases 249 to 884 code for a protein of 211 amino acids. The record is from RefSeq and is a predicted model, not a curated record. Gene Ontology annotation, molecular function: GTP binding; GTPase activity. The transcript has 6 exons. Lineage: Eukaryota; Viridiplantae; Streptophyta; Magnoliopsida; Lamiales; Oleaceae.